AUGCCACCCCGCUUUCCUGGCCACAACCUCUCGAACCCCUUUGCUCAUCUCUCUGCGCCUAUCCACCAACAACCACAGCUGCAACAGCAGCACCAACAGCACCAACCGAACAUGCCGCACCCUAGUUUCGGAGGCGGCAACCAGGCACACAACAUCAACCUCUUCGGCCAGAACCAGCAUGCCUUCCAGUCGAAUAACGCAGGGCUUACCGGCGGCCUCGGUGGCGCAGGGCUAGGGGCAGCAGCUGGUCUUGGUGGGGUCAGUGGAGGCACAGGGCUAGACGGCCACGAGGCGCGUAUGCGUUUCGCUCACGGUGCUCAACUGCAACAGGACGCUGUUCGUGGUCAGGAUGGCACAAAGGGCCUUGCAGGGCAAAGGAUACGCGACGUUUGGAGAUCAAACCUGCACCAAGAGAUGGAUCUGCUGCGCUCCCUCAUCGACCAGUACCCGUACAUCAGCAUGGACACCGAGUUCCCUGGUGUUGUCGCACGACCCAUCGGCGACUUCAACUCGAAAGCCUCAUACCACUACCAGACAGUGCGCUGCAACGUCGACCUCCUCAAGAUCAUUCAGCUCGGUGUUACACUAUUCUCGAUACAAGGCGAAAUUCCUCCCUCACAGCUCGACUCGUCGACAUUGCAAUACCAACCCAAGUCGCUCCAGCGAUACGCAAACAACAUAGUCAUGUGUCCAUGCACGUGGAGCUUCAACUUCCAGUUUUCGCUUGAAGACGAUAUGUACAACGAGGAAUCCAUUCAGAUGCUGAAAAAGUCAGGUGCCGAUUUUGAGAAGCAUGCAUCACAAGGCAUUGACCCCCAGGAAUUUGGGUCGCUCCUGAUCACAUCAGGCAUGACACUUUCAGAAGAUGUCAACUGGAUAUCUUUCCACUCUGGCUACGACUUUGCAUACCUGGUCAAGAUGCUAAGCUCCAAGCCAUUGCCUGAGGACGAAGACUCUUACCGCAAGCUCGUCGAAGUUUUCUUCCCUCGCCUCCUCGAUGUCAAGUACCUUUGGCGACACGCGAACAACCUCGUCCGUCGUGGCAUAAUAGGUGCCUCAGCCACCAGUAUCCUAAACAACCUGGGUACAAAGUCAGGGCUCCAGGAUCUUGCCGAUGAACUGGGAUGCCAACGGAUCGGUAACUCGCACACGGCAGGCUCUGAUGCGUGGCUCACCGGUACUGUCUUCUGGGAAUUGAAGAAGAAGAUCUUCGACGGAUCCAUUCCAGACGAGAUGAACGGGCAGAUGUGGGGGUUGACAGGCGUUGGACCACCGGCCAGCGCAACAGCACAAGCUGCUGUGCUUGCUGCUCAAGGGCAGCAGAACCUCACUGGGUUCCAGGGCCUGAACGGCGGCAUGAUGUUCCACCCUGGAAACGCGAGACACGGCGACGGUCCAAGCACGCCAACAAACCAUCCAGCUGGUCUCGCCACAACCCCUGGACCUACAGGUCAUAUGACCCCAGGUGGUGGCUAUGGAGGCUACGGCGGUAACAAAUAG
This is a messenger RNA of Ascochyta rabiei, 1500 nucleotides long. Its product is annotated as CCR4-NOT core DEDD RNase subunit. The transcript has 2 exons. Gene Ontology annotation, cellular component: CCR4-NOT complex; P-body; CCR4-NOT core complex. Lineage: Eukaryota; Fungi; Ascomycota; Dothideomycetes; Pleosporales; Didymellaceae. The coding region runs from base 1 to 1500 and encodes 499 amino acids. The record is from RefSeq and is a predicted model, not a curated record. Gene Ontology annotation, molecular function: poly(A)-specific ribonuclease activity; nucleic acid binding.